ACUGCGAUGCGGGAGAAAGACAUCCGCCAUUUUAGAGCACACACACACACACUCGAGCCACAAAACAUUUAAUGCUGUGGAAUAGUUUCUAAAAGGACUGGGAAUUAAUUGAAUUGUCAAGAACGAAUCUAGAGAGAGAGAGGAGGGCCUUUAAGGUGUGUUUAAUCCACGGGGGCUGAAGAUGUCUGCCGACAGGAGAGAUGAGAAAGAUGGGGAACUGAAUGUGCUGGAAGACAUUUUGACUGAUGCUCCUGACCAGGACGAUGAGCUCUACAACCCCGAGAGUGAACAUGAUAAUAAUGAGAAAAAAGGGUCUAAAAGGAAGCACGAACGAGGAGGCAGCCAGGAUGCAAAGCGGCUCAGAGCAUCGGCACACACUACCAGACAGCCAUUAAAGAGAGCUACCCCUUCUUCUGGGUCGAAAAAGACAAGCAAUCUCAGAGGAAGACAUGCACCAGAAGAGCUCUAUGAAGACAGAAAGAACCAUGCUGGAAGAGGGGGUGCAUCCCGGGCUGAUUUAUCUAAAGGAUAUGGUGAAAAAGGCCUGUCCCGCAGCAGAGACUCCCAGAGACUGAUUAAACCCCUGCUGCCUGAGCUGACCGAGAAGAUGCGGAGGACUAGUGAGGACAGUACAAGCAGAGUAAGUCGUUCCUCCAGAGAGGAAGAGGCUCAUUCAGAAGAAUAUGUGACUGGCAGCUCUGUGGCUUCCUCUGAGGGCAACUGCUCGGAUGUCGAAGAGGAAGGAGCCAUGCAGGAGGAAGGGGAAGAGAAGGAAGCAGAGGAGGAAGAUGAGGAGGAUGAAGAAGAGGAGGAGUAUGAACUGGAGGAGGAGGACGACCCACGGGAGGGAAAUGAACAGAACGACUACGAUACUCGCAGCGAGGCCAGUGAUUCCCAGUCUGAGUCUGUGUCCUUCUCGGAGGGAGAGUCUGUGCACUCAGGCUCAGAGGCGUCAGGGUCUGAAAAGAAACAUGAAAAACUGUCCUCUUCUGUCAGAGCUGUGAGGAAGGAUCAAACCAGCAAGCUGAAGUAUAUCCUGAGAGAGGCCAGGUUUUUUCUAAUUAAGAGCAACAAUCAUGAGAACGUUUCCCUGGCUAAAGCAAAGGGUGUUUGGUCCACUUUGCCCGUCAACGAGAAAAAACUCAACGCAGCUUUUCGCUCUGCUAGAAGUGUUUUGCUAAUAUUUUCCGUUAGGGAGAGUGGAAAGUUUCAAGGUUUUGCGCGGCUCUCGUCUGAAUCUCAUCAUGGAGGUUCUCCCAUCCACUGGGUUCUACCCGCAGGCAUGAACGCCAAGAUGCUUGGAGGAGUCUUCAAAAUUGACUGGAUUUGCAGGCGGGAAUUACCUUUCACAAAAACGGCUCACCUCUCCAACUCAUGGAAUGAGCACAAGCCUGUGAAGAUUGGACGUGAUGGACAGGAGAUCGAACCAGACUGCGGGACACAGCUGUGCAUGCUCUUCCCACCUGAUGAGAGCAUUGACUUGUAUCAAGUCAUUCACAAAAUGCGCCACAAGAGAAGGAUGCACUCAGAGCCUCGAUCUCGGGGCCGACUGCCCCACAGAGAGCCCGUCCCUCGGGACAUGGGAAGGUUAGAAAUGUUCUUUGGACUGAUAGUGCGCACUUGUGUCCCUGUCAAUGGACUUUUAAAUGAACUUUACACGCCAGAAUUCCCCCAGAGACCAGGUUUUAUGCAAGACCCUCGCAAUCCACCUGUGGACAGGCGCUUCUCUGGUGUUAGGAGAGAUGUAUUUCUCAACGGAUCCUACAAUGACUAUAUGAGAGAAUUCCACCACAGCAUUGGGCCUCCACCUCCGUGGCAAGGAAUGGCCCCGUACCCUGGAAUGGAGCAUCCUCCCCAGCACCCAUACUACCAGCAUCAUCAUCCUCCUCCACCCCAGGCCCACCCUCCUUACUCCGGACACCAUCCCAUGCCCCAUGAUGCCCGCUUCAGAGAAAAGAGGGUCGUUCGCUCCUUCGCCUCCAGUUUGCAUGACUACGACAUGCGUGUGGAUGAUUUCCUGAGACGAACGCAGGCAGUGGUGAGUGGACGUAGGAGCCGACCACGUGAGCGUGACCGACAGAGAGAGCGCGACCGGCCACGGGACGGGCGUCGUGACCGAGAAAGAGAGCGUGGCAGAGAACGGGACCGUGAAAGAGAGCGGAUUCGAGACCGUGAGAGGGAGAAGGAGAGGGGUCGAUACCGGAGAUAGGGGAAAUUGUUUUAAACCGGUUUAUUUUUCCCCUUUUCAUAUUGUAAAUAUUGUUAGAUUUCAUUUAUAAUUUUUUUUAAUACAGUUAAAGUUCAUCAGAAAGUUAAACUGCAUCUUUCUGGGCAUUUAAAAAAAAAAAAAAUUCUUGAUCUCCUCCCAUUGUUAGCAUCAUGCAUGCAGUGCAUUAAAAAUUAAAUGUGAAAACCAAAAAGCUUUUUUACCCUCAAUUUUUUUUAUUCAUUCAUUUUUAAUCAUUGGUUCUGUAGCUGGUCCAGCAUUGUUGAGAAGGAGCUGCUUUUCCCUGUGUACGUUU
Messenger RNA from Sinocyclocheilus rhinocerous, 2522 nucleotides. RefSeq names its product YTH domain-containing protein 1-like. Gene Ontology annotation, cellular component: nucleoplasm. The record is from RefSeq and is a predicted model, not a curated record. The transcript has 16 exons. NCBI's taxonomy places the organism in Eukaryota, Metazoa, Chordata, Actinopteri, Cypriniformes, Cyprinidae. The coding region runs from base 182 to 2209 and encodes 675 amino acids. Gene Ontology annotation, molecular function: N6-methyladenosine-containing RNA reader activity; mRNA binding. Gene Ontology annotation, biological process: regulation of alternative mRNA splicing, via spliceosome; mRNA splicing, via spliceosome.